UUCUCAUGAAGAACCACUCAGAUUCUUGUCACUUCUCAAAGCAUCUCCGUCGUGAACAUGGCCCUGCCACCCUUCUUCGGCCAGGGUCGCCCAGGCCCACCGCCCCCGCAGCCGCCGCCUCCUGCUCCUUUCGGCUGUCCGCCACCGCCGCUGCCCUCCCCGGCUUUCCCGCCGCCUCUCCCCCAGCGGCCCGGCCCUUUUCCGGGGGCCUCCGCCCCCUUCCUUCAGCCUCCGCUGGCUCUGCAGCCCCGAGCCUCCGCGGAGACCUCCCGUGGCGGAGGCGGCGCUGGCGCCUUCUACCCGGUGCCACCACCGCCGCUGCCUCCUCCGCCGCCCCAGUGUCGGCCCUUCCCGGGGACCGACGCCGGCGAGCGGCCGCGGCCACCGCCUCCCGGCCCGGGGCCGCCCUGGAGCCCGCGGUGGCCUGAGGCGCCGCCGCCGCCGCCGCCGGCCGACGUGCUCGGGGAUGCGGCCCUCCAGCGCCUGCGCGACCGGCAGUGGCUGGAGGCGGUGUUCGGGACCCCGCGGCGGGCGGGCUGUCCGGUGCCCCAGCGCACGCAUGCCGGGCCCAGCCUUGGCGAAGUGCGCGCGCGAUUGCUCGGGGCUCUGCGCCUGGUGCGGCGGCUGCGCGGCCUGAGCCAGGCCCUGCGCGAGGCGGAAGCCGACGGCGCGGCCUGGGCCCUGCUGUAUUCCCAGACCGCGCCGCUGCGGGCGGAACUGGCCGAGCGGCUACAGCCGUUGACCCAGGCUGCCUAUGUGGGCGAGGCGCGGAGGAGGCUGGAGAGGGUCCGGCGCCGCCGGCUGCGGCUUCGCGAGAGGGCCCGGGAACGCGAGGCCGAGCGGGAGGCAGAGGCCGCGCGGGCAGUGGAACGCGAGCAGGAGAUUGACCGCUGGAGGGUGAAGUGUGUGCAGGAGGUGGAGGAGAAGAAGCGGGAGCAGGAACUCAAAGCAGCUGCUGAUGGCGUACUAUCUGAAGUGAGGAAAAAACAAGCAGAUACCAAAAGAAUGGUGGACAUUCUUCGGGCUUUGGAGAAAUUGAGGAAACUGAGGAAAGAGGCUGCAGCGAGGAAAGGGGUCUGUCCUCCAGCCUCAGCAGAUGAGACUUUUGAGCAUCAUCUUCAGCGACUGAGAAAACUGAUUAAAAAGCGCUCCGAACUGUAUGAAGCUGAAGAGAGAGCCCUCAGAGUUAUGCUGGAAGGAGAACAAGAGGAAGAGAGGAAAAGAGAAUUAGAAAAGAAACAAAGAAAAGAAAAAGAGAAAAUUUUACUUCAGAAACGUGAAAUUGAGUCCAAGUUGUUUGGGGAUCCAGAUGAGUUCCCACUUGCUCACCUCUUGGAGCCUUUCCGACAGUAUUACCUCCAAGCCGAGCACUCCCUGCCAGCGCUCAUCCAGAUCAGGCAUGAUUGGGAUCAGUACCUGGUGCCAUCCGAUCAUCCCAAAGGCAACUUCGUUCCCCAAGGAUGGGUCCUUCCCCCGCUCCCCAGCAACGACAUCUGGGCAACUGCUGUUAAGCUGCAUUAGUAAAGAUGCUCCAGGAGUGUGGUCCAGCCAACGCUCUUUCCAGCUGUAAAUAUUAGCGAUGGUGCCAUCUUUUGCUGUAGACUAAACUGCAACUUCUAAAUUCCAUGUGGCAUUCCCCUACCCUGAAGUUAUGCUUUCCUUCUGUGCUCUGUGCUGGCCAGAGGUGCCUCUUGAAUCAAAUUAAUAUGGUUUUUCAGGAAAGGACUUAGGUGAACUGAGGUUUUUACCACAGGCAGUGAAUGACCUUGGUUCACCAAAUUUGCCUCUGUUCUGAGGGGCUUGGUCCAGAGUGACUUGUUAAUUUACUCUUAACUUCCUUGUGUGUUGAUGGGUAAGUACACUCAAACACUGAAUACAGGUGUGCGAUGGGUAGAUUUCACAGCCCUUCCACUAAUAGUGAGUGUGAAGGCAAGCUUGAUGCAAAACCUCCUGACCUUUCCUACCUGAAGAGCCCUUUGACUUCUAGGAAGAAAGGUCAAAAACGUUAUCUUCAGUUGUGUUAAUCCCAGUUUUAGUGCAGCUUAGGAGGCUGCUAGUUAGGAAGAUGGCAGUGGCUGUAGGCUGGGUUGCCAGAAAAGAUGGUGGCCUAGUCUUAUUAUUCAGAUGGAGAACUUAGAAAACCUGAAGAGUACCCAAAUUGGAUUGUGUUUUAAUGGACAAUGGCUGUAUUUUUUCCAUGUUAGAAGGAUCCUAAUGAAAGCACCUGUUAUUUUUAAGUUUCUAAGGGUCUAGUUGUUCAGAAUCCCCAAGGAUAUUUCCCUAACCUCACUCAGUCACAUUGUGGGAGCCAGUGUAGCUGUGGAAUUAUCUUAGGAAUUCAAGCUUCUAAAACUAUCCAUGUAGUCAAAUCUGGGGGAAAAAGCAAAUAAAAAUAGUAAAAUUUGGCCGGGCUCAGUGGCUCACACCUGUAAUCCCAGCACUUUGGGAGGCCGAGGCGGGCGGAUCACGAGGUCAGGAGAUCAAGGCCAUCCUGGCUAACACGGUGAAACCCUGUCUCUACUAAAAAUACAAAAAAAAUUAGCUGGGCCUAGGUGGUGCAUGCCUGUAGUUCCAGCUACUGGGGAGGCUGAGGCAGGAGAAUGGUGUAAAACCCGGGAGGCAGAGCUUGCAGUGAGCCGAGAUCACGCCACGGCACUCCAGCCUGGGAGACAGAGCAAGACUCUGUCUCAAAAAAAAAAAAAAAAAGUAAAAUUUAUUUUUUAUAUUCAUUAAUAAAUGCUGUUGUGCUUGGAGAUGAUCACUCAUAUAUAACAUGUCAUUUUUUUGGUUCUGUUUUGGUUUGGUUUUUGCCAAUUAUUUUGUUAUAUUUCCAAAAAACUAAAUAAAAAUCAUUUUUAUUUUUUA
Pongo pygmaeus (Bornean orangutan) is the source of this 2865-nucleotide messenger RNA. RefSeq names its product programmed cell death 7 (gene PDCD7). The coding region runs from base 58 to 1521 and encodes 487 amino acids. The transcript is spliced from 5 exons. Lineage: Eukaryota; Metazoa; Chordata; Mammalia; Primates; Hominidae. Gene Ontology annotation, cellular component: U12-type spliceosomal complex. The record is from RefSeq and is a predicted model, not a curated record.